CGUCGUAUGAAAUAUCUUAAUUUUCAACUAUGAAGCUCGGAGUCCAACAAUAUUCGGACUAAAAGAGAAAAAAAUAUUUUUGCAUCGAUUCUGAUACGAUUAUAUUUCCAUAUUUUUUGGCAAAAUAUAAAAAUCAAUAUUCUAGUUUGAUUUUAUCAAGAUUUUAAAAUUUAGAAUUCUUAUCACUAACCUAAAGCCUAUUGUACACUGACGGUUUGGAAGGGGAAUCCAAGGAACAUGUUACAUUCGGAGGAUCUUAGUGAGCAAGAAUUAGAAACGUUGAGAGGCGAUGCCAUAGGCAACAACCUCUGCAGCAGUAAAUGGUUAAUUAAUACUUUGAUGUCUCUUUAUAAGAUACAUGAAAAUGGUUGGACAGAAGAUCUAGAAAAUCAGCUAUGUAUUUUGUGGGAUCUGAGUAUGGAAGAAGAAGUAGUAUCGUAUCUCAUGUCCCAUGAUUUUCCAAAAAUAGCAAAGAACAUAUUGGAGAAUUAUGAUCAACCACGAUUUAUUGAAAUAAUUUUAGGUAUUAUUGGCAAUAUAUGCUGCAACAAUGAAGCAAUUGAUACGAUAGGUUCUGAUAAAGAUCUUGUUACACAAAUUCUGAAUCGCUUGACAUCUGAUGACACACUAAUAUUAAUUCAACUUCUCAGAAUUUUACAAUCAGUUACAUGGAACAUCCGGGAGAACCCUCAAUCAAAUUGGGUGACUCACUUCACAGAAUGCGAAUUUUUUGGAGAUACUAUAAUUUUCAUGUUAAAUAAUUCUAUUAAUGAUGACUUAUUGAUGGCAGCAACACAUUUCCUCGAGUCUAUAUCUCAUACAAAUUUGCCACACAAAGACAGUUUUUUGAAAGAAUUGUUCAAGAUAGAUGAUUUGAUUCGUGCACUGUUAGAAUCUUUCAUGCAAGUUAUAUCAGCGGAAAAACUCAGUUAUUCCAAGACAGAAAUUAUGUUUAUUGAACAUUGGUUGGAAGUAUUAAUCGUCAUAAUAGAACUGGGUUCACUCAAAUUUGAGGAUUUAGAAAAUGACAAAAAUUUUUCAAAACUAAUGGACAUUAUAUAUAGGAUAUUAAAACCAUACAAAGAAUCGCAUAAUUUAUUUCCAAUUAAGGAAUUAAAUGCUAACGUGAUUAACGAAACUAUGCGUGUAUUGUUAAGUUUUCAUAGCUGUGAUGUAAAUAUCUCACCAAAAAUAGAUUAUAUCGUAGCGACUAUAACUUUUCAUCUUAAAAUAGAUUCAGAUGCAGAAAAAGAAGAGCUAGAUCCAGAAAAUUUAAUGAGUACACUUUUACAUAGUCUAAAUCAAUACUGGUUCCACAUCAUUGGACUUUGUUCCAACAAUUAUAUUGCAGAAGUAUUUCAUCAAUGUAAACACGAAGUUCGUGAUUAUUUAAUAAAUCUUGUGCAAUCUAAUUCUAAAGUGGCGCCUGAAGUACUUGAAAAAGUGAAAAAAGCUGCUGCUACUUGUGAAGAAUCGUGAAAGAUUUCUAAUAUAUAAUUAAAUCAGAAAGUAAAUUGUCACUAUUUUUGUAUAAAUAAUUUAUCAGG
Molecule: messenger RNA, 1547 nt
Organism: Camponotus floridanus (Florida carpenter ant)
Lineage: Eukaryota; Metazoa; Arthropoda; Insecta; Hymenoptera; Formicidae
Product: protein SAAL1
Exons: 6
Coding region: 238-1479 (413 amino acids)
Molecular function (GO): chloramphenicol O-acetyltransferase activity
Source: RefSeq, a predicted model, not a curated record